CGUGAGGGAACCGCGUAAUGAGAAACAACACUCAUAUUCUCUUCUUCUUACUCCUCCUCGUCUAUCGUCGUCUGCACCUUUGAAUGUUGAUUGUAUACUUUGGAUGAGAUGAGGGAUGCAGGUGUGAUCGAAAAUCGAAGAAACUGGGAGUGGGAAAUGGAUGAUAUUAUUGAUGAUGAGAUUGAAAUUGAGGAGGAAUUUCCCGAAAUAGAGGGAUUCCAGAUCCAACACAUUCUCGACGACCUCGAUUUCGAACAAGAAGAAGAAGAAGAAGAAUUAUUCCAUCACCCCUUUCUACACGAACAUAAUGCCAUUCCCAUUGACUCAUCCAAUGAAUUCACUUUCAAUACCAGUAUCGCUUCUUUGCACACAUAUCUCGGUGAUGUUGAAGACACGCGCCACAGGACCGCUUUCUUGGAUGGUGGUGCUAUUUUGAACCUUCCACUCUUUUCUCUUCAAGGAGUUGUACUCUUUCCUGGAGCUACUCUUCCCCUUAGGGUUACUGUUCCCCGUUUUGUGGUUGCUAUUGAGAGAGCUAUGAGUCAAGUUGAUGUUCCUUACACCAUUGGUGUGAUUCGGGUUCACAGGGAUAAUGGAAGUUUUAGGAAGAAAAUGGCAAGCAUUGGGACAACUGCAGUGAUUCGACAAUAUGGGCGUCUAGAGGAUGGUUCACUGAAUGUGGUUACCCGUGGACAACAACGAUUUCACCUAAGGCGGUGUUGGAAUGACGUGGAAAGAGGGCCUUAUGGAGAGAUCCAAAUUAUCGAGGAAGAUCUACCAUUGAGAACUCCGAGAGAUGCUUUUGACAAAUCAGCAUCAUCAAGUAAUAUGCUUAGCAGCCGUGUUAAAAUGUGCGGCUUAAAAAAUGGGGAAAAUGAUUCAGAAGCAAAUUCAGAUAAGGGUUUUGAGAGUGAGCUUUCACCAAUAGAAAGGAAAAUCCACCUACCAGCCAUUGGCUCAGAUCAGGCAAUAAGAUCCAAUUUGGAUUUGAGCAAUGGGAACUGUUCCACUUCUGGAAAGCAGUCAUCCAAAGAAGAGCUUAAUAGAUGCUAUAAGAAUAUACUAUCACAUAAAAUUUCAAAAGCAUUCUGGCCCCACUGGGUAUAUCGUAUGUAUGACUCCUAUACGCUUGCACAAAGGGCUGCAGAUAUGUGGAAGCAAAUAGUUGGGGUGCCUAGUAUGGAUAGUCUCAUCAAAAAGCCUGAUGUUUUAUCAUUUCAUAUCGCCAGUAAAAUACCUGUUUCUGAAUCUACAAGGCAGGAGCUUUUGGAUAUAGAUGGCAUCGCAUAUAGGUUGCGCAAGGAAAUUGAAUUGCUAGAUAGCAUUGAUCUUAUCCGAUGUAAAAUAUGCCAAACUACAGUUGCGAAGCGAAGUGAUAUGUUGGUGAUGUCAAAUGAGGGUCCUCUUGGUGCCUAUGUGAAUCCCGAUGGUUACGUGCAUGAGAUAAUGACUCUUUACAAGGCCAAUGGGUUAUCUCUCAUUGGGCCAGCAGUUACAGAAUACAGCUGGUUUCCUGGAUAUGCAUGGACAAUCGCUAAGUGUACCAUAUGUAGAACCCAAAUGGGAUGGCUUUUUACAGCAACCAGCAAAAAACUGAGGCCCAAUUCAUUUUGGGGUAUCCGGAGCUGUCAAGUUGCAGAUGAAAUACGCCGAAACCUUUAGUUCUAGUGAUGUAGUAGUGGCCAUAUAGUUACAAGUUUUAUACGAAUACGUUUAUCUAGCUUAGUGUGGAAACCCUUGUUCAUAAAGCACUAGAUGGUGCAAUUAUGUAUAUAAUAUAUAAUCCAGGGCAAUGUUGGGAGUGGUUAUAUGAGUUUUUAGUUAAAUAUGUCGUAAACGUAGCCUGUUAUAUGAGUUUUUUAGUCGGGGAAAUAACUAUUUUUU
This is a messenger RNA of Cicer arietinum (chickpea), 1884 nucleotides long. RefSeq lists its product as uncharacterized. Gene Ontology annotation, cellular component: Cul4A-RING E3 ubiquitin ligase complex. Gene Ontology annotation, biological process: protein ubiquitination. The record is from RefSeq and is a predicted model, not a curated record. NCBI's taxonomy places the organism in Eukaryota, Viridiplantae, Streptophyta, Magnoliopsida, Fabales, Fabaceae.